AUGUGCACAUUUGUGCGUACACAGGCUGUGAUUGGCUCUCAGGUGAGCUGGCAUCCUAUAAAAGCCAAAGAAACUCUGUGGAAGAUACAACUGGCAUCACCUCCAGCAUUCGUCAGUCUCUCCAGUGGUGUAUUGUUUUUGUCGUGUUUGCAGAAGGACUUUGACACUGCAAAAAUGAGACUGGCCAUCCUCUGCCUCUGUCUGGCAAGCACAGCCUCAGCUGCACCAUCAGCCUUUCAUUACCUAACUCAUUACACAGGAUCCAGACCACAGGUACCACCCCCACAGGUGAAAAAUCCUUUCACAGCUGGUCAGCCUCUCCCACAAACUGGAAUCCCUGGCGCUUACAGUGUGGAACUAAUUUACCCCCACAGAUUUCCUGCUGGUGUAGGUGGACCAAAUGGUGGCCAGCCCUAUCAUGGUUUCAUCAAAUACUCCAUUCCUCAGCCACCAGGCAGACAAAGUGUGGAAGUCUACUACCCCUAUGACUUCUCUCAGCAAAGGAUUAUGGCAAACAUCCCGCCUUUGACAAACGUCCCUCAGGUUCUCCCGUUUGAAUAUCCUCCUCAAACUAUUCCUCAGCAAACCCUGAAUAUUCCAUCAUUUGAUGCCAAUCCUCUCCCAUCCCAGGAUCCCCUGCAACCUCUCCAGCAGGACCAGCCCACGCAGGUAAACCAGAUGCCAGCAAAGGUGUGACGUGGAUGAGAGGCAUGAAAAGGAGGUGAAACUGUUUCUUCCUCCUCAACAGUCAGACACAUGUAUUGGAACAAAUUACCUUAAAUGAUUAGGACUGAAUAUCUGUUUCAUAUGUUCUUACUAAAGCUAAAGUGAAAUGCCAAGGUGAUCAUAAAAUAACCCAUUUUUAUUAAGAACACUGUUGCAAUAGUAACUUUGUAACUUAACUUUGUAGUCAUAGCUUCACAAUAACCUGUUAAGACCUGUAAAACCUUUCAGCAGAUAUCUUCUGUCAGCUAUCAACUACAGAAUUAGUCUUCAAUAUUAUUGUGGAAAUGGAGCAUUUUACUACAUCUAAGAAUUAUGCUGCAUAUUGCUAUUAAUUAAUUUAGAGUUUUCUUUAAAUGUCAUUUUCUUUUAAGAAAUAAACUUUACUUUUUCAAGCAAA
Molecule: messenger RNA, 1123 nt
Organism: Toxotes jaculatrix (banded archerfish)
Lineage: Eukaryota; Metazoa; Chordata; Actinopteri; Toxotidae
Exons: 12
Coding region: 1-696 (231 amino acids)
Source: RefSeq, a predicted model, not a curated record